Messenger RNA from Podarcis lilfordi (Lilford's wall lizard), 378 nucleotides. The record is from the annotation of a GenBank genome assembly. Lineage: Eukaryota; Metazoa; Chordata; Lepidosauria; Squamata; Lacertidae.
AUGAAGAAGCACUUUGCCGUGCCUGCGAUUUGUAUCCGUGUACGGCUGCAACAGCCUGUGGACAUUAGACAUUUAAAAGACCUGCCAAUAUGGAAGCCAGAUUUUCCUUUUCUUGUAUGUGACGCACUAAGGUUUAUCCUUGUGUGCAGAAUCGAAAGUGGUGUUUUUGAGGAGGAAACAGACUUGCCCGAGUUGAAUUCGCAGAAUCAUGCCCAACAUCAAAAUAACCAGGUGAGCCAAAAGGAGAAGCCGAUUCGUCUAGACAAUCAUCUUCAGGAAUCUGAGCACUCUGUAAAUCCAUUGGAAGAGGAUUUUCUCAGCUCCUUCAGGAAUCUCACUCAGGAAGAGCAACAGUCAUCAAGAGGCUUGAUCUUAUGA